AGCGUAGUUUUUAAAGGGACCGCCGCGCAUAUCUCUCAGGCGAGACCAAGUUCAGACUACCAGAGGAGACAGAAUAAUGCAAUGGCCCAACAAAGAGUCCUCCCCCAGAGCAAAGAGACCCUCCUCCAGUCCUACAACAAGAGGCUGAAAGAUGAUAUCAAGUCAAUCAUGGAUAAUUUCACUGAGAUCAUAAAGACAGCUAAGAUUGAAGAUGAAACCCAGGUGUCCCGGGCAACUCAGGGUGAGCAGGACAAUUAUGAGAUGCAUGUGAGAGCUGCCAAUAUUGUCCGUGCUGGGGAGUCCCUGAUGAAGCUCGUGUCCGACCUCAAGCAGUUUCUCAUCCUCAAUGACUUUCCUUCGGUGAAUGAAGCCAUAGAUCAGCGAAACCAGCAGCUUCGGGGCUUGCAGGAUGAAUGUGACAAGAAGCUCAUUUCCCUGCGGGAUGAGAUUUCCAUUGACUUGUACGAGCUGGAGGAGGAGUAUUACUCGUCCAGCUACAGUCUUUGUGACACAAUUGAUCUGCCCCUGUGUGAAGCCUACUGGAGGCAGGACCUCACCUCAUUCUCCCCUGAUGGCCUCUCAGCACCUCUGCUAGUGUCUUCUGCAGAGCCUGGCACGGCCCCUGUGCAGGGGACCACUCCAGGGCUCCCUCACGUCAACGGGCCUGGCUCAGGUCCCACGGAGCAUGUCUGACCAGGAUCCGGUCCUGAUGAUGUAAAAGGUGCUUGCUGCUGACUCCAGCUACCACAGCCAACAGCUGCCCCGCUGCCCCUUGGGCACAGGGUGUCACUUUGGAAAGCAACAUGUUAGUAUUUCAGUCUAAGUCUUCCCUCCCCUUGUUCCACUCUCCUUCAGCCUCAGGGAUAGAGUCCAGAUACCCAGGCCAUCCAUUACACCACAUUUACUUUUCCUGGGCCUAACCUUUCUUUGGUGAAAGAUGCCUUGUUCCUGAAAUUAGAGUAAGACUAUAGGCAUUAUGGGAGGGGGUUGGGGAAUUUGUUGGGCAGAGCCAAACACUGAGUUGGGAAAACUGUAGGCUAUAUCCUCAGCUGUCCCAGGGGACUGCUAUUCAUGAAGUCUUCUUCCUCCACUCUGGCCCAUUUGAGGAUAAUAGAACUAGGAGGAAGACAGCUCUGGAUUUCAUCCUACACUCAAAAGAGAGAGUGUGUGUGUGUGUGUGUGUGUGUGUGUGUGUGUGUGUGUGUGAGUGUGAGAGAGAGAGAGAGAGAGAGAGAGACAGACAGACAGACAGACAGAAACAGAAAGAGAGAGAGAGAUGGGGGGAGGGAGCCAUAAAUGCUUGGAUUCAUAAGUAGAUCUAGAAAGAAUGUGAUAUUAACUUAAGCAGCGCACAUAGAGGCCAUGAUAAAAACUGGCAUUUGUGGGGCAGAUUUAGCUACUGUAAGUGAGCAAAACCCUACUUGGUGCAGCUUCAUCUCACAAGAGAAAUACUUGACAUAGAGUCACUUUUUCCUGGGAAGUUCUGUAUUAAAGAUUGAAAUACUGCUGUUCCCUGGAGCCCAGGGGGACAGAGGGACUAGAUUACACUGUAAUUUACCAUUUAUUUCCCACAGUGAUUCUCUUUAUUUUUGUAACUAGACUGUUGAAUAAAUAAAUCAUGAACCUUUG
Messenger RNA from Trichosurus vulpecula (common brushtail), 1629 nucleotides. RefSeq names its product mediator complex subunit 22 (gene MED22). The coding region runs from base 82 to 693 and encodes 203 amino acids. Gene Ontology annotation, biological process: regulation of transcription by RNA polymerase II. The transcript has 5 exons. NCBI's taxonomy places the organism in Eukaryota, Metazoa, Chordata, Mammalia, Diprotodontia, Phalangeridae. Gene Ontology annotation, molecular function: transcription coregulator activity. Gene Ontology annotation, cellular component: mediator complex. The record is from RefSeq and is a predicted model, not a curated record.